AUGACAAUUCUGGGCAACAGCGACGACGACAAGAAAGAGGACACCAUGAUGGAUUUGCAGACCCGAUUGGUGACGGAUGACGCUCUGGCCAAUGCAGCCUAUGUGCAACACGAUGAAGAGGCCCAGCAAUCCAAUGUACUGGUGAUUCAAGUAAUGGACGAAGUGGCACAAAAAGGAGAGAAGCAACCGAAUCAGUUUCGCGAUGCACCGUUUGGAUUCCUCUUUAUCCUCCACUUGUUGCUGGUUUCCUUUUUUGCCUGUGCCUGGGGAUUGCCAGCACUCUUUGCGGCGACUUCUUCCUCCGAAAACGACAAUACACCUUCUACUUCCUUUUCCGGUGUCCUGGGUCUUUGUCUCUUAUCCAGUCUGGCCUGUGUGUUCAUUAUUGCCGGGACUUUAAGCUUUUUGAUCCAUCAUGCCGAUAUUGUCAUUCAAUUCAGUCUGGUACUCAGCACGGUCAUGACAUUUCUCAUGGCCUUGGUGUUUGCUGUCAAGUUGUUCAUUUGGUUUGCCAUCUUUUACUUUGUGUUGGGAGCACUGGGAGCCUGGUACGCUUGCAGCGUAUGGAGCCGCAUUCCCUUUGCCAAGGCCAAUUUGAAGGUAGCCACAACCUCCAUUCGGUCCAAUCUCGGUGUGGUGGGUGUGGGGUUUGGACUGGUGGCCGUCUUUGUCGUUUGGGUGUGUCUCUGGAUGCUAUCCUUUGCGGGAAUUUACAUGCACACUCGAAAAUGUGACAGUACUACAGGAGAAUGUGAUGAUGGAGCCAUGGGACAAAUCACUGGUAUCGUUUAUCUCCUCAGCUUUUACUGGACAGUCCAAGUCAUCAAGAAUAUUCUGGUCGUCACUGUGGCUGGUACGGUUGGCACUUGGUGGUUUGCCCCCGAUGAAGCCAAUGCCUUUUGUUCCGUCGCCAUUACCGAUUCCCUCUCCAGGGCGUCCACUUACAGUUUUGGAUCCAUCUGUCUUGGAAGUCUCCUCAUGGCUAUUAUUCAGGUGCUGAAUCACAUGAUUCACAAUGCCCGACGCAAUCAACGAGACUCGAUGCUUCUCGCCGUGUUGGAGUGUCUGGCCAAUUUGUUGGAACGCAUUGCCGAGUACUUCAACAAAUAUGCUUGUAUCUAUGUUGGUUUGUAUGGAUACGAUUACGUUACUGCCGGAAAGCGUGUUCUGGAAUUGUUCCGAGAGCGUGGAUGGGACACCAUUAUCAAUGAUCAGCUGGUCUACCGAGUACUGACGUUGAUGAGUUUUGUAGUGGGUGGUCUCACGGGAAUUGCAGGCAUGAUCAUAGCGUCAAUGGCCCCGAGCUGGAUGGAAGCCUUUGGAGAUGACAGAUACAGUGCAGCCUUUCUACUUCCGUUCCUGAUUGGAACAGGUGUGGCACAUGUUGUGCUUGGUAUCAUUGCAAGUGCCACGGACACUGUAUUGGUAUGCUUUGCGGAAAGCCCCAACGAAUUCCAAUCUAACUAUCCUCAGCUGAGCCAAGAGAUGCUCACGGCCUGGAGGCAAAUCUAUCCAGAGGAGUUUGGAUUGUAG
This is a messenger RNA of Seminavis robusta, 1533 nucleotides long. NCBI's taxonomy places the organism in Eukaryota, Bacillariophyta, Bacillariophyceae, Naviculales, Naviculaceae. The record is from the annotation of a GenBank genome assembly.